AGAACAGGAUUCAGCGUCUGCGCUCUUCGUGCUGGUAAUGCCAGAGAAAAGCCACUGGUUUCGGUGACUUGUUACCAAUCCAGCGUCUUGAUCAAUUUCAGCAAGAAGGGUCUCGUGGAAGUGGUUGAUCUGAUCGAGGCCUUGGAUUGGCUUUGCAAGGCCAUGCGCAUGCCGAGAACUGAGGAUUCCCUGAGCUUAUCGACAACUACUUGCCGUCUGGAACGCCAUUCGAUGACCGAAGUAAUUGAGUUCGGUCCACUUAGUGGCUUAGCAAGUCGAAAGUACGUUCUCAGGCCGUGCGUUGAUCUUAAAAUAUCCCCUCUACCGCACUCGGACCACAACUGCUGGCACGACCUAUUCCGUUCCUGUAUCGUGGCGGAUUCUGCCUUACCCCGAUAUCGUGAUUUCGGAAAGGGCCUGGAGAUACCUUUCGACCUAAUGGUAUCACUUGCGGCUGUCGAGUUCUAUUUGAUCAUUGACGGCGGGGUGGUAUUCAUUGGAUACCAGACUGUGCUAUUCCCAACGGCAAUUCAAGGCGACUGUGCACAAUUUCAUUCGAUUACGAGUAAUAAUGGCCAAAUCAACCCAUAUGCGCUCGACCUCGGAGAAAGAGUGUUGACGGAGGACCCUUCCCAGUUUAAAGCGAUGCGAUGCUUUCUAGGAUGGUGCGAAGCGGCUCAGAUCAACCUUGGAACCAGGCGAUUACCUGCCGCAGUCAAAUACUCCGGUGGCCGCAGUCACGGAGAGUCUCUGCAGUUAGACGGUUACUCAAUACUAGCCCAAGUUGGAGCAUCUGCUCCUCUGUCAGCUGUCUUAGGGCUGCAGACCAACUUCAAGUACGCAUCCCACCGCCGCCAAUUUACGCCGCUCGGCAAUUAUUGCAAGCUGCUUCAGGAUACAUCCCGGGAAUUAGCGAUUGUUUACGAUACCGCCCAACGUCGAAGUUGGUUAGUACCGAAGCUGAGCCUGCUUUUGCACAUGAGCCAUGCGUAUACUCGGGCCCGUGCUGGUAUACCAGAUAAUCGAGUACCAUACGUCGAACCGCACGCUGAUGCGAUCGAAGUCAUAAACGUAUUGGAGCCAUUAGGUGACGCACUUGUCUGUGGAGUAAAGACAGAUAAAUUCUUAUUUCGGGAGCUGAUGCUGGGGCUCAAUACGAAUUUACUGAAGACUGUGGCCUCGAUACGAAAGAGCAGCGGCAAAAAGCUCUACGGGUUCGAAUUCAUGGACGUCGUUACUGAACCUGGCCGAGGAACAUGCAUGAAGAAGCUGGAAGUGCUAUCGCAGGGGAAAAACUGGCUCGAAAUUGUGAACGCGGUAGAUGCAGUGGUUGUGUGUUCGGAACUCGGUGAAGCUAUCACUGCUGUGGAGGGAAGCGGCCGGAAGAGUACCAAUUGCAGCAAGAUUCCAAUGGACCUCGAUUACCUCGCUGCAACACUUCCAUGCUUGGCUCAGUUAGCGGGGCGCGAAGGAGGAGAAUUGAGCACUGGGAGUCAGCACGUUAAAAUUGCCGAGAACACCUUGUGGGAGUUGAGGGGUGACCCUUUCGGGGUAUGUCAGCAUAAUAACGCCAACGACACAUGCUGGAAGAGAUCCGACCUAGUCCAGCGGCUGGUACCAGAGAGAUAUUUUGGAUUCAUGGGCCCUGUCCUUGCACCAAAACAUUCACCUCUGAAACAGAUUCCUGUAUCUGGGGCUGUAGUAUUCGGAAAACGGGGUCUUUAACUGCUGAUAUAAGCAGUUGCACGCUCCUGCUAUCUUUCUCUAGACCCUUUAUGGAACAAAUAGCGACUGUCGCUGGCAACGGCAGUAGCGCAGAGAAAAGGAAGUCUUGUCAGACUAUAGAAGAGAUAUAGAUAGAGAU
Molecule: messenger RNA, 1864 nt
Organism: Trematosphaeria pertusa
Lineage: Eukaryota; Fungi; Ascomycota; Dothideomycetes; Pleosporales; Trematosphaeriaceae
Exons: 1
Coding region: 163-1725 (520 amino acids)
Source: RefSeq, a predicted model, not a curated record